This is a messenger RNA of Protobothrops mucrosquamatus (brown spotted pit viper), 1500 nucleotides long. RefSeq names its product multidrug resistance-associated protein 4. Lineage: Eukaryota; Metazoa; Chordata; Lepidosauria; Squamata; Viperidae. Gene Ontology annotation, cellular component: plasma membrane. The record is from RefSeq and is a predicted model, not a curated record. Gene Ontology annotation, molecular function: ABC-type transporter activity; ATP binding. The transcript is spliced from 11 exons. Gene Ontology annotation, biological process: transmembrane transport. The annotation marks the transcript as partial.
AUGCAUCUGAACUUGGUGGGUAUUUAUCAUACUUCUGGGUUAAAGUUCUAUCAAGACAAGAAAAACUGGUUUCCUACAGAAUAUCACUAUUGGGUGACACUUCUGUUAAAUCUUUCAGAAAAGCAAGAUCCUGGAGAGCGAUUUGACUCCGCGCUUCGUCUGAGUAAUGCAGCCAUGUCAAAAACGACAACCGGUCAGAUUGUAAAUCUUUUGUCAAACGAUGUGAAUAAAUUUGAUCAGGUGACUAUUUUCUUGCAUUUCUUAUGGGCUGGACCCCUUCAGGCAAUAGCUGUGACUGUCCUUUUGUGGCUUGAGAUUGGCCCGUCCUGCCUUGCAGGGAUGGCGGUGCUGAUUAUUCUUCUUCCCUUGCAAACCUGCAUGGGCAGGCUCUUCUCAGCUCUGAGGAGCAGGACUGCAGCUUUCACAGACGCAAGGAUCAGGACUAUGAAUGAGGUUAUAACUGGAAUGCGAAUAAUAAAGAUGUAUGCCUGGGAAAAGUCAUUUGCUGAACUUGUGAACAAUAUGAGAAGAAAGGAGAUUUCAGUGGUUCUUAAGACUUCUUACCUCCGGGGAAUGAACUUGGCAUCCUUCUACAUUGCCAGCAAAAUCACAGUAUUUAUGACGUUCAUGACCUACGUGUUGCUGGGCAAUCCGAUUUCAGCGAGUCGGGUGUUUGUCGCUGUCUCUCUGUAUGGUGCAGUGAGGCUGACAGUCACUCUCUUUUUCCCGGCAGCCAUUGAGAAAGUGUCUGAAGCAUUGGUCAGCGUUAGACGAAUCAAGAACUUUCUAAUCCUUGAUGAAGUUUCUCAGUUCAGACCACAACUCAAAAGUAACAGUGAAAAUCCUAUCCUUAAUGUACACCAUUUAACUUGCUCCUGGGACAAGGGUAAGGAGGUAGGGAAAGGUACCUUCUCAGACUUUCUUAAAUCUGGAAUAGAUUUUUCUUCUCUUUUGAAAAAAGUUGAGGAGGAUGAUCAACCAUCAUCUCCAGGAACACCCAGCCACCAGCUGACUAGGAUCCGUACAUUUUCUCAGUCUUCCUUGUGGUCGCUGGACUCUUCAGUUCAGUCACAGAAAGAUGGAACUGCUGGAUCACCAGCUAUGGGACCAGUCCUAACUGCACUGCCUGAAGAAAGUCGAUCAGAAGGAAAAAUUGGCUUUACUAUUUAUAAGAAGUACUUUUCUGCUGGCGCAAAUUAUUUUGUAAUUUUUAUACUUUUAGUUCUCAAUAUUUUGGCACUGGUUACUUAUGUGCUUCAGGAUUGGUGGCUUUCUUACUGGGCAAACCAGCAAGUAAUGCUAAAUAUCACUAAAAUGGAAUAUGGUGGGCAAAAUAUCACAGAAACUCUGGAUCUUCCCUGGUAUUUAGGAAUGUAUGCAGGUUUAACCGUGGCUACAAUACUUUUCAGUAUACUGAGGAGUCUACUUAUGUUUCACAUUUUGGUUAACGCAGCUCGGACUUUACAUAACAAAAUGUUUCAGUCAGUUCUGAGAACUCCA